This is a messenger RNA of Drosophila hydei, 983 nucleotides long. It is a transcript of the gene Prosalpha6, whose product is annotated as proteasome subunit alpha type-1. The coding region runs from base 68 to 922 and encodes 284 amino acids. Lineage: Eukaryota; Metazoa; Arthropoda; Insecta; Diptera; Drosophilidae. The transcript has 3 exons. Gene Ontology annotation, biological process: ubiquitin-dependent protein catabolic process. The record is from RefSeq and is a predicted model, not a curated record. Gene Ontology annotation, cellular component: proteasome core complex, alpha-subunit complex; nucleus; proteasome core complex.
CACUAGCACAUUUUGAUUGUCAUCGUUUAACAGAUCCACAUUUAUAUUGAGAAACUCCCGAGAGAAAAUGUUUCGAAAUCAAUACGAUAGUGAUGUCACAGUAUGGAGUCCUCAAGGCCGCCUACAUCAGGUUGAGUACGCUAUAGCGGCUGUUAAGCUUGGAACUGCAACUGUAGGUUUAAAAAAUCGUGAUUAUGCAGUUUUGGUGGCUUUGUGCAAACCACCAUCUGAGCUAUCAGCUUCUCAGCGCAAAUUGAUUCCAAUUGAUGAUCAUUUGGGCAUAUCAAUUGCGGGAAUUACUGCAGACGCGCGUGUACUAAGUAAAUACCUCAGAUCUGAGUGUUUGAGUUAUAAACAUUCUUAUGGAUCGGCUUAUCCUGUUUCUCGAUUGAUUACCAACUUGGGCAACAAAAUGCAAACGACUACUCAGCGUUAUGAUCGUCGACCAUAUGGGGUUGGCUUACUUCUCGCUGGAUACGACGAAAUGGGUCCACAUAUUUAUAAAGUAGAGCCUUCUGCCAAUUUUUUCAAUUGUAAGGCUAUGACAAUCGGAUCUAGAUCACAAAGUGCAAGGACAUAUUUGGAACGUCAUCUUAAAACUUUUAAUGCAUGUUCUAAUGAUGAUAUUAUAUGUCAUGGCAUUCAUGCCAUUCGAAGUUCAUUACCAAAUGAUGAACAGUUAAGUAAGGAUGACGGUGCAUCCCAAUUGAAUAUUACUAUUGCAAUUGUUGGAAAAAAUCAACCUUUUAAAAUCCUAACCGACCAAGAAAAUUUAGUCUACCUAAAUAUGGCUAAAGAGCGAGGUACAACUAGUAUGCCAUCAAAACCUCAGGAAGAUGAUGAUAAUUCAUCAUUUGGAGAUCAACCUGGGACGUCAACUCUACAUGAUCCACAAGUCGCUGUUGCUACAAAGGAGAAUUAAUAUAUUCAAAGAUUGCAAUGUAGGUGAAUCAAUAAAGGUGUCAGUGCCCAAAUGUAAAAUA